This is a messenger RNA of Rhipicephalus sanguineus (brown dog tick), 1624 nucleotides long. RefSeq lists its product as uncharacterized. The record is from RefSeq and is a predicted model, not a curated record. Bases 6 to 914 code for a protein of 302 amino acids. NCBI's taxonomy places the organism in Eukaryota, Metazoa, Arthropoda, Arachnida, Ixodida, Ixodidae. The transcript has 3 exons.
GCAGCAUGGACACCAUUAUCACCACGGUCCUGCUCGCCUUUGUCUCCACCACCUCUGCCAUUGUCAUCGGUCAGGAUGUCGACUCAGGUCGUACCGUGGCUGCGGUCCCACUGGCUGUCGUGAAACCUGGCACUGCCUCCAUUCGAAUCGUUCCUGGAACGGUAGCCAAAGCUGGUGGCGUCGGCCAGGCAACCGGUAAACUCGGAUAUGGAGCCGGUGUCGGACUCGGAGGAGCUGGCUUAAAGUCAGGUGCCGGCUACGGGUCCGGUGUCAGCUCACUAGGAGCUGCUAAAUCCGGUGCUGGUUACGGCUACGGUAGCUCCGGCUUUGGAGGAGCUGGUGUUAAGUCUGGUUAUGGCUAUGGAACCGGUGUAUCUUUCGGAGGAGCCGGUUCGAAGUCUGGUGCUGGCUACGGCGACAACACCUUUGGAUACGGAGGAGCUGGUUUUAAGUCUGGUGCUGGUUACGGACCUGCUGCUGGCUUUGGAGGAGCUGGAUUUAAGUCCGGUGCUGGCUACGGACCCAGUGUAGGCUUUGGUGGAGUCAGUUUCAAGUCUGGGGCUGGCAACGGAGGAGCAGGAUUUAAAUCAGGGACUGGCUACGGACCCAACUUUGGCUUCAAGUCCGGUGGUGGCUAUGGAGCCGGUGCUGGCUUUGGAGGUGCUGGUUUGAAUUCGCUGCGGCCUUCGGUUGCAGGAUACGGCCCGGACUAUGGUGCUGGUGUUUUCGGCUACGGAGCAGCUGGUUUCAAUACCGGUGCUGGUUACGGUCCUGCUCUUGGUUUCGGAGGAACUGGCUUCAAGUCUGGUGCUGGAUACGGGCCCGGUGUUGGUUUCAAUUCCGGCUUGGCUUCGGUGCUGGAUACGGCCAGGGUUACGGCACUGGCGUUUUCGGCUAUGGAGGAGCUGGUUUGAAGUCCGGUGCUGGCUACGGACCUGCCGCUGGAUUCAAGUCUGGUGCUGGCUAUGGCUUCGGAGGACCUGGUUUCAAAUCUGGUGCUGGCUAUGGACCCACUGCUGGUUUCGGAGGAACUGGCUUUGCAGGAUACGGGCCUGGUGUAGGUUUCGGAGGAGCUGGCUUCAAUUCUGGUGCUGGGUACGGGCCCAGUUUUGGUUAUGGAGCAGCUGCCUUCAAGUCCGGUGCUGGCUACGGGCCCAUUGCUGGCUUUGGAGGGUCUGGCUUCAAGUCCGGUGCUAGCUUGGGCUCUGGAUACGGCCAGGGCUACGGCGCUGGCAGCUUCGGCUACGGAGGAGCUGGCUUCAAGUCCAAUGCGGGCUACGGCACCGGAUAUGGCCAAGGCUACGGUGCUGGCUUCGGCAAUCUCGGCGUCAGUUAUGGACUAGGCGCUAAGUAAAUAAGGACGGCUUGGGCUGCUCUGGCAUCGUAACGAGCUAUUACCAAAAUAGCGUUAUCCGGCGAAGCUGACUGAUGUAGAUAUCUUUUGUUUAAGACUGUUUGUGUAGGUCUCAGUGCUCAAGCUGUUUACGUCUUGGCGUAUUUUCUCAAGAGCUGUCAUUCUGUGACUUGAGGGUACACAGACACGAGACCGUUACGGCAAGACAGUUUUCAGAACUCUUGACUUUGUAUCAAGCGGUGUAAUAUAAUAAAGGAAAUAUGAUAACCA